AUGAACUGCUUUAUGAAGAACCACCUCAUGUUAAUCCAUGAGGAGGAGCAAGACAUCAUCUUGGUGAUCCAGCAGCACCUGCAGGGCAGAGCUGAGGCUCUGCACAACCGCCAUUUGCGGAGCCUGGAUACCAUCCUCAGGGGCUGCCUAACAGAGACCCCCACCGUGGAGAAGCUGCAGCACCUCCUGGAGCACAUCCAUCGCUCUCUCCUGGCAAAAAACACCCAGGAGAGAGCCAGGGCCGUCCAGACCAGCGCGGCCCUGCUCCAGUUUGCUACCUCCCUGCCUGGAUUUGACACCUCCUCCACCUUCUCCAAGGCAGGUGAAUUUGUGCUGCAGCUGGGUCUCUGUGCAUACCACCCAGCCAGUGACAUCAGUCGGCAUGCCAAGGGUGGGAUCUCUUGGCUGCACAAGCUCCUGCUCCAGAAGAGGGGGCUCAACACCAGGAAGGCAGCAGACCUGUGGUGCCAGGACGGGCUCCAUGACCCCAAGCACCUGGGAUAUAGAAAUCUGGCCAGGGUGGGAGAGGUCUUCGGAGAAAUAUUCACCGAAGACCAGAAGAGGAGUUUCCUCCAGGCGGGCCUGCUGGCCAUCCACCACCCCCACAACCGCAUCAGCCAUGCUGGCCUGGUGCUGACGUAUUCCAUCGUGGGGGAAGCCGGCCAGCUGCUAGAGGACGAGGGGGAAAUUACAAACAAAAUCAUGGGACAGCUAUUUAAUAUCAGGCUCAUGGGCAAGCUGCCCGACGCCCUGCAGGAGCUGUGCUCCGUGGGGCAGGAUUGAAGGCCCCCCCCCCUCGCAUGACCAGCUCGGACCCCCUGCCGCAGCCUUGCUCCAGGCCCUCCACCCACCCGCUGCACAGCAUUGCCUCCUCCUCCUCCUGAUCUUCCCCAACACCUUCAGUUUCAACUACAUGGCUUCGACCUCUGCAUGGAUAUGGACAUUGGUUCAUACUUCUGCCCACCCGGCUUCGACCUCCGGCCUGGACAUUGACACUGGCUCCGGUUCUGCCUGCACAUACUCAACACCUGGCAGCAGUAGACAGGCCCCAUGUAGUGAGGCGGCCUGGCUCCCAGGCGCAC
Molecule: messenger RNA, 1082 nt
Organism: Mauremys mutica (yellowpond turtle)
Lineage: Eukaryota; Metazoa; Chordata; Testudines; Geoemydidae
Exons: 9
Coding region: 1-783 (260 amino acids)
Cellular component (GO): cytoplasm
Source: RefSeq, a predicted model, not a curated record